Aphanomyces invadans is the source of this 872-nucleotide messenger RNA. RefSeq lists its product as hypothetical. The record is from RefSeq and is a predicted model, not a curated record. The transcript has a single exon. Bases 104 to 718 code for a protein of 204 amino acids. Lineage: Eukaryota; Oomycota; Saprolegniomycetes; Saprolegniales; Verrucalvaceae.
GUCGCUGAUUGGUUCGAUUUGGUCGUGCAAUUGUCGUGUGCAUAUUACGGGUCGAUUCCACGGAGACGUCCAGCUCCAGUGGCGAAUCCAUCGCACGACUGCCAUGAGAGUUUGGUCGCUUGCUGCCGUCGCCAUGUGCGCGGUCCUGCUUGACGGUGGAGUUAUCGCCGAGACCCAUCUUCGCACAACGAACGACCUCGAUCCAAUCCGUUGGGCCGAACACGUUGUUCGUCGAGGCGACGACGACGUGGAUGCUGAUCGUCGCCUCAACUAUGGCCAAACGAAGUCCAAAGUGCAGAUUCGAAAGGACAAACAGAUCGCCCGCAAGAAGGCCAAGGCUGCCAGGCAAGCCAAGGCAAAGAAAGCGAAAGCCGCCAAACAAGCCAAGGCAAUGGAAGCGAAAGCUGCCAAACAAGCCAAGGCAAAGAAAGCAAAAGCUGCCAAACAAGCCAAGGCUCUGGAGGCCAAGAAAAAGAAACUCCGACGUGUAAAGACGAAGAAACCCACAAGGAACGAGAUGAAGCAUAUUAAACCCGCUACAUCGAAGAAAGCGAAAAAGGCCGCCAACCGCGAACGCGCCGUCGGAGUCGUCGCCCGCUCCAACACCGCCGGGUUGACCACCACCGCAGCCCCCACGACGGCGCCUAAGAGCCCCGCGUCGCUUGCUGCCACCUCUCUGGUUGUCGCAGCAUGUGCCAUCGUCGCCAUGCUGGUGUAGUAGUCAGCAUCGAGUGGUCCACAUCGUCAGCCCAAAUUUCACGUUCUCCACGCCUCCGCCCAUCGUCUUCCCAGCGUGCCGCCAUGAUCAUGCAUCGAUUGAAUAAGAUUUGGAGUUAAUACGCGACAAAAAUAUUUCCAACAUCCAGCUUGAG